AUGGCACCGCAGAAACUCCCCGCCCAGACAAAAAUGAGCGUGGAAAGCUCUCUCAAAAAACUCCCAGCAGAAAACACAACGCCAAUGCUAUCACACUAUCUCCAUAGUCCCAGUACCGCCAUAGAGCGUCUGGCGAGCAAUUUGCCCGCAUCUUCCAGUAAGAGGAGUGAGCAUAAGAUGGAAGGAGUCUUGAAAGAUCUGCUGGGUGUGCUUCGGGAAUCGCAUAACGAUGAUGAAGAUUGGAAGGGUGAAGCACAAACUAGAGAGUGGGAGGAGAGUUUAUGA
This is a messenger RNA of Botrytis byssoidea, 285 nucleotides long. RefSeq lists its product as uncharacterized. Bases 1 to 285 code for a protein of 94 amino acids. The record is from RefSeq and is a predicted model, not a curated record. NCBI's taxonomy places the organism in Eukaryota, Fungi, Ascomycota, Leotiomycetes, Helotiales, Sclerotiniaceae. The transcript is spliced from 3 exons.